Messenger RNA from Trichoderma atroviride IMI 206040, 3899 nucleotides. RefSeq lists its product as uncharacterized. Lineage: Eukaryota; Fungi; Ascomycota; Sordariomycetes; Hypocreales; Hypocreaceae. The record is from RefSeq and is a predicted model, not a curated record. Gene Ontology annotation, cellular component: NuA4 histone acetyltransferase complex. Gene Ontology annotation, molecular function: protein binding.
GCGGGAAGCUCGAGAUAAAGAGCUGGAGGGAAGAGGUGGACUGUGCUUCAGAUAUGGGGCUCUGCUUUUAUAGCGCUGAUAUGAUACCAUGGGAAGAGGCAAUUGGAGUUUAUUGGACCGGUAUCUGGAUCCAAGGCUGCCUAUCGUGGCGCCCAUUUAUCCUGUUGCGAAGGAGCGUGAGGGCAGGCGAGGCGGACCUUGGGGCAUGAAUCAACCGGCCGCCUACACGCCUCUCGAGUCGCUGUUCCUGUUCCAGUCGCUGCUAUCCCACGGGGUCGACGGCGGGGCGUUUGCGCGCAUCUCUGAGCUUCUCAAGGGGAAUGCCCUCAUCAAGAGCGGCAGCACGUACGAUGCUGCGCGUCUGAGCCCGGAGGCUCUGCAGCAGCUGUUCCUGCAGCUGUUGCGAGAUGAGAUCAACAGCGAGGCGGAGCGUGCCGACGGGGAUGGAGCAGCAGCGGGAGGUGGAGGAGGAGUUGGUGGUAGCGAUGGUUCGCGCAAGAGGAAACUGUCGAGCCCGCCGUUACCGACACUCAAAGAGGUGUACGAAAACGUCGACAAGAUUCCGAUUCUGGUCGAUCGAUUAUACGCACGAUAUCGAGAUCAUACGGUGGGGCUGAUUCGCGAGGAUGAACGCCGGUUUGCGAUGCUACAGAGGGAGAUUCAGCUGCUGGAACGAAGCGAAAAGGAGCGGCUUGCUAAAGUGGCGGCCAGCCAGAAUGUGACGCCGACACUGGCUCCGCGAGAUCCAAGGACGGCAGCAGGGACAGCAUCGACGACGACGACGCCUGUGGCAGCGGGAGCGCAACCACCAGUGCCGCCUUCAAAUGGAGUGGCUCCUUCUCCAGGACAAGCACCAGCAGCCCCAGCGGGCGUCAGAAAGGGGCCAACCCCGAACACACAUGUCCCGCCGCCGAAGCCUCCCAUGUCCGGUAUUGCAGCACCAAAGGUCGCGCCACCCAGUCAGUUGGUGCCUGGAACGCCGCCCCCUCGAUCGUCUGCCUUGCCGAAACCGCCAAAUGGAGCUUCUGUACUCCAAGCGCCUCCUGGGGCUCCGACGCAGUCAACCGCGCAGGUACUCCAGCCACCUACACAGCAGCCGCCAAAGCAAAUCAUUUCUCCUCGUCCAGAGACUGCUGUUCCGCAGCCGCAGCCGCCGCAACCACAGACCGCUCCAGGAACAGCGGCCCCUGGUUCUCUCAAGUGGGAGAAGCCUUAUCAACCUCCGCAGACGGCACAGGCUCCAUCAGCUGAGCAAUUCUCACCACCAAUACCCCCUUCCACAAACAAUGUUGCUCUUCAAAAGCCUCCUCAGACACAACAACCACAGCAGCAACAAAUAUCGCCGACACCACCACCACCGUCUCAGCAGCAGCCGCAGCCGCAGCCGCAGCAGUGGCAACGACAGCCAGUACCACAUCCACAACAUCCAACUCCUCAGCAAACACAACAGCCACAUGCUCAGUAUCCUCCACAACCUCCGCACGGACAAGCUGCACCCACACCACAACAACAGCAGGCUCGUCCAAGCCCAGCAAAGCCUGUUCUCGUCCACCCUCAGUCUGUAGGACAGCUGGUCGCUCCUCUACACCCUGGACCUCCUCGUCCAGUUGGGCCAGGCGCGGUGCCGCAAGUUCGCCCACCAUCAACAACGCCCUCAGCUACCCCAGGGCGCCCUAUCCAACCUCAGCAACAGCCCCAAGCUCAUCUGCAGCAGCAGGGUCAACAGCCAACCCCUCAAACUCAACAUAUCCAGAGAGCACUGCCAGCCCAAACGUCUUUACUCGCCCAGAAAUUCCAGGCUAGGGGCCAGAAUCAGCGGCCACUUGCUUCCGCAACUACUCCCAAAGGAACACCUUCGGUUUCUGCCGGUGGAUCUCCCAUCCCCAACAAGGCAGCUCCUGGAGCAAUUACGACGCCGCGAUGGCAGCCGGGCGCUUCUGCAGCACAGCACGGGGCCCGAGUCGCGCCUCCUGCUUCUCCUGCGCCUAAAGAUAAGACGUUCAACUCGACGAAUGCUGCCCAAGCGCCGCGCCCUAUCCCAGAGCAUGUGAUUCGGCAGGUUGCUGCUACGCCGCCUGUGAGGCGUCCUAGUCCGGCGUCCUCCGUGCCACGGACUCCAGCACCGUCCAGUCCCGUGUCCCUUAAACGAGGUUUCGGAACGAAAUGGGCCUCUCAGUCGACGCCGUCUACACCCGGUCCUAUAACAUCGGAGCCAGAGAGCCCGGCGUAUGAGCCUGUUAGCCCUCCUAUUCCAAGAACUGCAGUCGGAAAGGACUCGGCCAAGGCAGUUCCCAAGUUGGCUGUACCGAAACCGAGUCCGAAAGUCGAAGCAACACCCCCUGCAAAGGCGCCCCGCGGGCGACCCCCGCGAUCGAUGCAGAAAGGCCGCGGUGCGAGCGCAACUCCAUCUGCUACGGGCACGAGGAGAAGCCAGUCCGUGGUGUCUCAAACAGAUGAGCUCUCCCUAGAUCAUUCCGUGACUAAAGUGAAGAAGGAAGCUGCUGCCACGCCGCGUCUUCGUGAAGAAACCGGCGAUACCACUGCCGAUGAAAGCAUGCCAGGACGUGGCCUCUUAGGCACACCAAAUAGUAUGGCCCGUGCAUCCAAGCGGAAGCGGCAAGAUACCCCUACUGACCUUCAAGGCCCUCCAACGCACGUUCUAUGGACUAGAGGAUUCACAAAGGUCUCCUCGUCCGCCCUCGAUCAGAUAUCAAGUCACCGCGACGCAAACAUGUUUGCGACUGCUCUGCGAGAGAAAGACGCACCGAAUUAUAGGCAGAUUGUACUGCAACCGCAAGACAUUACGUCUAUUCGUUCUGCGAUCAAGGCAGGUAACAAGGCAGCACUGCAAGCAGCAGCUAGUCUGCCCGGUGGUGAUCCUGGUACGGCAAGUGUCUGGCUCCCCAUCUCUGAUGAUCUCGUCCCUCCCAGAGGAAUUAUCAACAGCGCUCAUCUUGAGCGCGAGCUAGUACACAUGUUCUGUAAUGCGAUCAUGUACAACCCAGAUCCAGAUCGCGGCCCCGGGCCAGCAUUCUUGAGGAGAUCUCAGGACGACGAGGAAGAAGUUGUUGGGUACCGGCUCGACGAGAAUGGGGUUGUCAAAAACACACAGAGCAUGUUCCUGGAGGUCGAAAAGCUGCUCGGGGACCUGCGAGCGGCGGAGAAGGAUCGAGGCAUUCCGCCGAUAUCUACGACUAGGCAAGGCAGCGUAGCCACCCCGGCGGAAGACACUGCCGAGGAGGAGGAUGAACUUGCUGGCGAUGGAGAUUCAGCCUCGGCCUCGGGGACGGCCAAGAGGCGGCGCAUCAGCACCAGGAGUUAGAUACAGCCUGUGCGUAUGAAAAUGCGUGGCGAGACGACACCUCGUGGGACAUCUCUUGGGACGACUCGUGGAACGAGAUCGCGGGCUCAAAAAGCACGGGGCUCGAAACUAUCGAAAUAGGGUGCCUUCUUCUGGCAGGAUGGGAGGGAGAGGGAAAGGGAGUUUCGGCGGUUAGCGACGAAUUUUGACAGCUUGUUGCUUCUUUUUUUUUCGGAAUGCUUCAUGAGUUGUGUAUAGCGCUGUUUUUGUUAGAAUCAACAUUUGUCGGAAUAAAUUACCACUCAACUUAAUUAGCUUUACCCUCAAUGCCAGCACUACGGGUUCAACCGUUUUUCAAGGGUUACGUUACUGCUUGAUUUUAAUGGCCUGAGAGUUGUGAAGACUUUGAGUUGCAUCACAUUGUUGAUGGUAGUAUAAUGCUGCAUGUUAUUACUUUUAUUACUUUGUUUAAACGCUUCACUAACAAAGGAGAGCUGCUAUAACUAUCUCCAUAGACCCAGUUUCAAAACACUUCAACUUGUCGUCAUUAAUCCUCCAUCUACUCCUCAGUUUAUAAUCAUAGAAUGCUUCCAUCAUC